This is a messenger RNA of Coffea arabica (coffee), 1539 nucleotides long. NCBI's taxonomy places the organism in Eukaryota, Viridiplantae, Streptophyta, Magnoliopsida, Gentianales, Rubiaceae. The record is from RefSeq and is a predicted model, not a curated record.
AUGGGUAAAAGCAUGGAUGACUUUCACUUGGUUCCUGACUACCUUGGUGUUACAUUAGAUCAACGGACUACAAAAGAAAUUGAAACUGAAAGGAAUAUUCAGUUCACAGAGGAGGAUCUGCUACUGUCUUCGAAACUUAAUGCCGGUCAGAAAUUUGCCUAUAGCUCUAUCAUGAAACAAGUUUUCUCACCAAAAAAACAAAGUUUUUUCAUUGAUGGGCCAGGCGGGACAGGGAAAACUUUCCUUUAUCGGUCAAUACUUGCUACUUUGCGUUCUCAAGGCUAUAUAGCCAUUGCUGUUGCAUUGUCUGGCAUUGCUGUCUCUAUACUUUCUGGUGGGAGGAUUGCACAUUCACGCUUUAAGAUCCCUCUUGAUAUAUCAGGAAAUAAAUCUUGCCAAGUUAGUAAGCAAAGCUCAACCGCUAAGUUGCUUAUAGAAGCCAAACUUAUAUUGUGGGAUGAAGCUUCAAUGGCUAAGAAGGAAAUAAUCGAAACAUUUGAUAUGCUUCUCAAAGACAUAAUGGAAUGCGAUGAUCCUUUUGGUGGCAAGCUGGUGGUUUUUGGAGGUGACUUCAGGCAGACUCUACCCGUGAUUAAAGAUGCAACAAGAGACGUUUUAGUUCAGUCAAGUUUUGUCAACUCGCAUCUAUGGACUACUUUGCAGAAGAUUACUUUAUCAGAAAAUAUAAGGGCUGUCAUGGAUCAUUCUUUCUCUGAAUUCUUACUACGGAUAGGUGAGGGACGCGAACCAGAAGACGAAGAUGGCAAAAUAUCUUUAUGUAAGGAUAUGACAAUCCCUUAUGAUGGAAAGGAGGCUUCUCUUAACAGGUUAAUCGAAUCUGUUUUUGGUGAUCUAAAUGUGUAUUUUUCAGAUCCAUAUCAGAUGAUUAAUCGGUGUAUUCUAUCAGGAACAAAUAAUGUUGUUGAUGAUGUUAACCAGCUCAUUAUUGAUAGAUUUCCUAGAGAUCCGCAUACUUAUAUAAGUUCUGACAGAACUCUUAACGAAAGAGAUCAAGGAGACUAUGAAGACUUUCUCAAUUCUUUAAAUCCAAAGGGGUUACCACCUCAUAAGUUGAUCUUGAAAGAGAACUGUCCAAUUAUUCUGCUCAGAAACUUGAACCCAAUGGAGGGCCUUUGUAAUGGUACCAGGCUUAUAUGUAGAGAGCUACGCCACAACACUAUUUGUGCAGAGAUUGCAGUGGGUCAGUACCGCGGUAAAAGAGUCUUCUUGCCAAAGAUUCCUCUCCAAACUUCUGACAGCGAAAAGAAUGGCAUCCCCUUUAAGAGAACUCAAUUUCCUGUCAAGUUAUGUUUUGCAAUGACGAUUAACAAGUCUCAGGGGCAAACUCUGGAUUAUGUAGGAAUUUAUUUGCGCGAGCCUGUUUUCUCUCACGGCCAGUUAUACGUUGCCAUUUCUCGUGCAAAAAGUUCAUCUGCAGUUAAAGCACUGAUAGUUCCAGCAACAUAUCGAGACGUAGUUACUGAGUGCAAAACUAGAAAUGUUGUCUUUCAUGAAGUUCUUGAAUUAGCUAGACAGUAG